This is a messenger RNA of Microthlaspi erraticum, 2586 nucleotides long. The record is from the annotation of a GenBank genome assembly. Lineage: Eukaryota; Viridiplantae; Streptophyta; Magnoliopsida; Brassicales; Brassicaceae.
AUGGUUAGGUAUUUCCCCAACAAUGAUCAUAGAGCCUUGCCAACCCACUUUGGGUUCUCGCCGGGGACCCCAAACGAAGCCGGUGAGGUCAUUACUGGAGUAUUUUCAUCCAGACUUCCGGUGGUAUGCCGACAGAUCCAUAGUAAGCAACCGUUCCGAAUGUUCAGAGGCGAAAAUGCGAUGAAUUACGCAUUUUCCACCUUCUUGAUGGAAGCAGUUGUCAUCAUUUUCUUCAUCAAAUUCUUUUGUUACCUCCUUCGACCUCUACGUCAACCUCGUAUCGUCUGCGAGAUCAUUGGUGGUAUGAUGGUAGGACCAUCGAUGCUUGGAGGAAGCCGGAAUUUCAAUUACUACUUGUUCCCACCGAUUGCGAAUUACUUAUGUGCAAACUUGGGACUGAUGGGAUUCUUUUACUUCUUCUUCCUCACUGCGGCCAAGACCGACGUUGCAGCCAUCGCAAAGGCACCAAGAAAACACAAGUACAUUGCUACCAUCGGCGUUAUGGUCCCGAUGAUCUGCGUUGGGGCCACGGGGAUGGCCAUGCGAGACCAGAUGGAGAAAAACAUGCAGAAGAUGUCGUCCAUUGGAGGGAUUGCUUUUGGCUUGGCGUUCAGCUCUUUCCCUGUCAUCUACACCAUCUUAAAAGACAUGAACCUUCUCAACUCGGAGGUGGGGAAGUUCGCCAUGUCGGUGGCUCUCCUUGGAGACAUGGCAGCGCUCGUCGUGCUUAUUGUACUCGAGUGCCUGAUGCAAGGUGACGAAGGAGGAUCCUACGCCGUAAUCUGGUACCUUGUGUCGGCGGCCAUCUUGACCACUUUCAUGGUUUUGGUUGUGAGACGUGCCUUUUUGUGGGUGGUCGCUCAAACGCCAGAAGGAAAACUCGUGGACCAGAACUACAUCGUCCUCAUUCUCUUGGGUGUCCUUGUCGCUUGUUUCGUAACGGACAUGCUCGGUUUGUCUAUAGGUGUUGGAGCCAUUUGGCUAGGGUUGCUUGUUCCUCAAGGACCACCCUUGAGUUCCACGUUAGCUAUUCGGAGCGAAACAUUCAUCCAUGAAUUGUUAUUGCCUUUCACUUUUGGUUUGGUGGGACUCAACACCAAUGUCCACUUAGUUAGCCAGAGGGCUUGGACGCAACAGCUCUCUCCACUCUUCUACAUGAUCAUCGUUGGCCUCAUCACCAAGUUUAUCGCCACCGUGUCCGCGGCUCUCUUCUUCAAAGUCCCGACCAGAGACAGUCUCACGCUUGGUCUCAUGAUGAAUCUGAGAGGCCAGAUCGAUCUCUUGCUCUACUUGCAUUGGAUCGACAAACGUAUCGUCGGUUUAUCCGGUUUCACUGUCUUGAUCUUGAAUACGAUUGUGGUCACAGGUAUAUCAACGCCACUCAUCAGCUUCCUCUACGAUCCAAAUCGACCUUACAGGAUCAGCAAGCACCGCACCAUCCAGCACACUCCCCCGUCCACCGAGAUGGGUCUUGUUCUUGCUGUAUCCGACCACGAAGCCUUGUCUGGUUUGAUCACCUUCCUCGACCUCGCCUAUCCCACUACAAGUAGUCCUUUACAUGUAUACGCCGUCCAGCUGGUGGAGCUAAUGGGGCGAGCCACGCCGUUGUUUGUUGACCACGAGCGGAAAAGAGAGGAAGAGGAUGAAGACGACGACGAGGAAGAAGAAGAACGUGAACAUCAUACAGCGAGCGGGCGAGUAGAUCAGGUGCAAAGCGCCUUUAGGUUGUACCAAGAGAAAAGAAAUGAGUGUGUGACGCUUCGUGCCUACACUGCUCAUGCUCCGAAGCGUCUAAUGUACCAAGACAUUUGCGAGCUGGCCUUAACCAAGAAAACAGCUUUCAUUCUCUUACCUUAUCAGCAGGAGCGUCUUGAUGACGAUGCACCAACCGAGCUACGUGACUCCGGCAUGCUGUCUGUGAACGCCGAUGUCUUGGCGCACACGCCUUGCUCUGUAUGUAUUUAUUAUGACAAGGGACGGCUUAGAAACGCCUUGGUUCGGUCCUCGGUUGAGCAGCAACAUUCAUCAACCCACUCGAGCCGGGCGAGGCAAGAGACGUACCGUUUUGUGGUUUUGUUUCUAGGAGGAGCUGAUAACAGAGAAGCUCUGCACCUGGCCGACAGGAUGACGGCGAACCCGGACAUCAUUUUGACGGUGAUCAGGUUCUUGUCUUACAACCACGAAGGAGAGGACGAGAGGGAGAAGAAGCUGGACGAUGGGGUGGUGACGUGGUUUUGGGUCAAGAACGAAGGCAAGGAUAGAGUUAGUUACAAAGAGGUUGUGGUGAAGAACGGUGCGGAGACUCUGGCUGCGAUCCAAGCAAUGAAUGUCAACGACUAUGAUCUGUGGAUAACCGGGAGGAGAGAAGGGAUCAAUCCAAAGAUUCUAGAAGGGUUGUCCACGUGGAGCGAGGACCACCAGCUUGGAGUCAUCGGAGACACCGUGGCUGGGAGCGUCUUUGCCUCGGAGGGCUCGGUGUUGGUAGUGCAGCAACAAGUAAGGAAUCAGAAGGGUGGUGAUGGUUUCUUGAACGGCAAGUUUGAUUACAGAAAAUUAUUGUCCGCAUGGGCAUGUCACAACCCAUGA